AUCUGCGAGACUGUACACACAGCUUUGUUCUGGGUAUACCUGUACCAUAUGAGCAUCAUUUCCUUCGGCAAUCAGGAUAAGCUUCUGGAGGGACACUGGAGCGUCAACUACUCUGUUUUCGUACAUGGCGUAGUCAGUGCUACGAUUCAGGCUUACUAUGCCUACCGAGUGUACAUCCUCUCGGGUCGUAUCCAUAUUUCGUUGAUUUCCUGGAGCGUUUCCCUCCUUGAGAUCGGUGGUUCUCUUACAGUAACGGUGUUUUUACAUCAGUACGGCCCUGUGAUAUAUGGGCAGCGAUUUGUAUGGCUUUCGACGGCUACAAUCGCUUGUGACGUGUUCAUCGAUGUACUGAACACGACCGCGCUCUGUUACUGGUUGCACAGGUUACGGUCCGGG
Molecule: messenger RNA, 396 nt
Organism: Stereum hirsutum FP-91666 SS1
Lineage: Eukaryota; Fungi; Basidiomycota; Agaricomycetes; Russulales; Stereaceae
Exons: 2
Source: RefSeq, a predicted model, not a curated record